UCCACCCCAGGCCUUGGUUUUCUGCUGAGUGGCGAUCGUUGACAAAAUCCCGCGGGGAUUUGUGAGACGUGCGCCAAGUGUGGCGGGGCCUGAGUCUGUUCCCGAACAGGCCGCAAAAUGACUGGCGUCGAAUAAGUGUUCUUUAUUGGAAACAAUGUGUAUUUAUGAUUUAAUGAAUGAAAACCUGCGGCCGAGUUUUGCCACGGGGAACUUGGAAAUUAAAAGUAGGAAAGAAACAUCUUAAUUGUUGUAUAGAUAUGUGUGAUGAACUUCAGUGAAAUGACUCUUCAGGAAUUGGUGCAUCAGGCUGCCUCCCUUUAUUUGGACAAAAUAGCUGUAUGUUUUGAUGAAUGCAACAACCAGCCUCCAGUUUAUUACACCUACAAGACUGUAGUUAAUGCUGCUUCAGAAUUAACAAAUUUUUUGGUAUCACUCUGUGACUUUCAAGGAAUUCGUGAAAUUGGUCUCUACUGUCAACCUGGGAUAAACUUACCCUCCUGGAUUUUAGGAAUUCUCCAAGUCCCUGCUGCUUAUGCUCCUAUUGAUCCAGAUUUACCAGCAUCAUUAUCAGCUUAUUUUAUGAAAAAAUGUAAUCUAAAGUAUAUUCUUGUUGAAAAACAGCAAAUUAAUAAAUUCAAGUCUUCCCAUGAAACACUGAACUAUGACGUAGUUACAGUAGAACAUAAUGACCUAGUACUCUUCAGACUACACUGGGAAAAUGUUGACAUGAAUUUGAUGCUAAGUGAUAGAAAAGAGAAAUAUGAAAAAGAAAACAGAAAAACCAGCAUUAAUUCGGAGAGCAGCAAUGAAGAAAAUGAACACAUGGAUGUGAGGCUAAAACAUUGCUUAGCCUAUGUUCUGCAUACCUCAGGGACUACAGGAACCCCAAAGAUUGUCAGAGUGCCUCAUGCAUGCAUACUACCAAAUAUCCAACAUUUCCGGGUACUUUUUGACAUCACACAAGAAGAUGUUUUGUUUCUGGCUUCACCUCUGACCUUUGAUCCUUCUGUUGUGGAAAUAUUCCUUGCUCUAUCAAGUGGUGCCUCUCUGCUUAUUGCACCAACUUCUGUCAAGGUGCUCCCAUCAAAAUUAGCUGCUGUUCUCUUUUCUCGUCACAGAGUGACAGUUUUACAGGCAACACCAACAUUGCUUAGAAGAUUUGGAUCUCAGCUUAUCAAGUCAACUGUUUUAUCAGCCAGUACUUCUCUUCGAGUGUUAGCUCUUGGUGGGGAGCCAUUUCCAUCAUUGACUAUUUUCAAAAGCUGGAGAGGGGAAGGCAAUAAGACACAAAUAUUUAAUAUUUAUGGCAUCACAGAGGUGUCAAGUUGGGCCACCUUUUACAGGAUUCCAGAGGAAAGUUUUAAUUCUACUUCAAAAUGUGAAUUGCCUGUACAACUGGGAUUUCCACUACUUGGAACACUAGUUGAAGUCAGAGAUACAAAUGGUCUCACAAUUCAAGAAGGCAACGGCCAGGUAUUUUUAGGUGGGAAGAACAGAGUGUGUUUUCUUGAUGAUGAAAUGACAGUACCUCUUGGCACAAUGCGAGCCACAGGAGACUUUGUGACUGUGAAGGAUGGAGAGAUAUUUUUCUUGGGACGAAAGGACAGUCAGAUCAAACGUCAUGGCAAACGUCUUAACAUUGAACUUGUGCAACAGGUUGCUGAAGAACUUCAGCAAGUGGAAUCUUGUGCAGUUACAUGGUACAAUCAGGAAAAAUUAAUUCUCUUCAUAGUGUCCAAAGAUGGCCUAGUAAAGGAGUACAUCUUUAAAGAACUACAGAAACAUCUUCCAAAUCAUGCCAUCCCAGAUGAACUAGUUUUGAUUGAUGCUCUACCAUUUACAUCUCAUGGCAAAAUUGAUGUUUCUGAGUUAAACAAGAUUUACUUAAACUACCUAAACUCAAAGGCUGAGAUUAAACUCCAUGGAAAAGAAGAUCUUUGGGAAAAAUUACAGUAUUUGUGGAAGUCUAUUCUGAGUCUCUCAGAAGAUACUUUGAAGGUUCCUGAUGAGUCACUCUUCUCAAAUAGUGGUGGAGAUUCCUUCAAGUCUGUACGGCUCCUCAAUGAGAUUGAAAGUCUUGUUGGUACCUCAGUACCUGGGCUUCUGGAAAUUAUUCUCAGCAGUUCCAUUGUAGAGAUUUAUAAUCACAUUCUUCAAACAGUGUUUGUGGAUGAAGACCUGACAUUCAGCAAGAGGUAUGCCACAAAAAGGAAACUCAGCAACAUGAGUCAAGAGGAAGCAACUGGAAAAUCUUCACAUCAGAAGUCUAGCUUGCCUUUAAAUUAUGACAGUGAGACAACUGCUUUUAUUGCACUGAGCCGAGGGAGUCAGAUUCUGUCUCUGAAUACUGAUAGGUUUUUAACUAAGUUAGAACAUUGCCUUCCAGCCUAUUCUUCUGAUUUAGUUUCACAGACUAAUAUUCAAAAGUUGAAUAGCUUAAAUUCUCCUGCUCUUAUUGGGAAGUCAAAAGAUCUGUCCUGUGUUGCAAAAGUUUCUGAAGAGGAAAAACCUGUGAUAGAGGCUGAGAAGAUGGAAUUUCGUGUGAGGUGGAAGUCAGACACAGGCAAAUGUGUAGAUGCUUCCCCUUUGGUUGUAAUACCAGCUGUCAAUAAGUCAUCUAUCACUGUGUACAUUGGUUCCCAUUCUCAUAGAAUGAAGGCAAUUGACCUUUAUUCUGGGAAAGUGAAAUGGGAACAGAUUUUGGGAGAUCGAAUUGAAUCCUCAGCGUGUUUGUCAAAGUGUGGAAACUUUAUUGUAGUGGGCUGUUAUGAUGGAUUGCUUUAUGUUCUGAAAAGUAACAGUGGAGAAAAAUACUGGGUCUUUACCACUGAAGAUGCUGUCAAAAGCUCACCAACUGUGGAUCCAACUACAGGACUGGUUUUCGUUGGAUCUCAUGACCAUCAUGUGUAUGCUUUAGAUAUUUAUAAAAAGAAGUGUGCUUGGAAGUUAAAAUGUGAAGGAACUGUCUUUUCAUCUCCUUGUUUGAACCUGAUUCCACAUCAUCUAUAUUGUGCUACACUGGGAGGACUUUUACUGGCUGUUAAUCCUGCUACUGGGACCAUAGUUUGGAAGCAUUCCUGUGGAAAACCACUCUUCUCUUCCCCACGGUGUUGCCGACAGUAUGUUUGUGUUGGCUGUGUUGAUGGGAAUUUACUCUGCUUUACUCACUUGGGAGAACAGGUUUGGCAGUUCUCUACCAGUGGACCAAUCUUUUCAUCACUGUGUACGUCAGCAUCAGAACAGGAAAUAUUUUUCGGUUCCCAUGAUUGCUUUAUCUACUGUUGUAACGUGAACGGUUGCCUCCAGUGGAAAUUUGAAACGACUUCGAGGGUAUAUGCAACGCCGUUUGCUUUCCGUGACCAUGCUCAUAGCAGUGACGUAUUGCUGGCAGCAGCAUCUACUGACGGAAAACUCUGGGUCUUGGACUGUCAGAGUGGACAUCUGAAAUGUGUAUAUGAACUUCCUGGAGAAGUUUUCUCUUCUCCUGUGGUCUGGGAAUCAAUGCUCAUUAUUGGGUGCAGAAAUAAUUAUAUUUAUUGCCUGGAUUUAUUGGGUGAAAACCAAAAAUAAUCAA
This is a messenger RNA of Castor canadensis (American beaver), 3574 nucleotides long. It is a transcript of the gene Aasdh, whose product is annotated as aminoadipate-semialdehyde dehydrogenase. Gene Ontology annotation, molecular function: protein binding. Gene Ontology annotation, biological process: amino acid activation for nonribosomal peptide biosynthetic process. NCBI's taxonomy places the organism in Eukaryota, Metazoa, Chordata, Mammalia, Rodentia, Castoridae. The record is from RefSeq and is a predicted model, not a curated record.